Molecule: messenger RNA, 1871 nt
Organism: Medicago truncatula (barrel medic)
Lineage: Eukaryota; Viridiplantae; Streptophyta; Magnoliopsida; Fabales; Fabaceae
Product: protein TIC 214
Exons: 1
Coding region: 5-1783 (592 amino acids)
Source: RefSeq, a predicted model, not a curated record
AGAAAUGGAAGAAAGAUUUGAAAAUCUAAGUCUAAGUAGACUUAUAUCGAUUCUAGAGAAAUCUGAGAAUAUUACGAAUAUGAAUUCACAGAAUUCUUGGGAUGUAUCUUCUUUGUCAUCUUUGUCACAAGAAUAUGUAUUUUAUAAAUUAUCACAAAUCCAAUUUAGUAAUGGAUCUAAAUUUAAGAUAAGAUCUAUUUUGGAAUCUCCUGGAAGAUCUUUUUUUCUUAAGAAUGAAAUAAAGGAUUAUUUUUUUAGAAUGCAAGGAACAUAUAAUUCCAAAUUAAGACAUAAGAAACGUUCCGAUUCGUUAAUGAAUCCAUGGACAAAUUGGUUCAAGGUUCUUUAUCAAUAUGAUUUACCUGAGAAGAGAUGGUCGAGAUUAGUAUCACAAAACUGGAGGAAUAGAAUCAAUGAACAUCGUGUGGCUCAAAAUAAAGAUUUAGUUGAAUAUGAUUCAUAUGAAAAAAAUCAAUUAAUUUGGAAAGAAUUAAUUCUUUCCAAAAAACAAGAACAAGAAGGAGACUUAUUAAAAAUAGAAAUUAAAAACAAAAUUAAAAAACAAUAUAGAUAUGAUCUUUUCUCCUAUCAAUAUCUUAAUUUUGCGAAUAAGAAAAAAUCCUCUAUUUAUGGAUAUAGAUCACCGAAUAAAAACCAAGCGAUUUCUUAUAAUUACAACAUCUCUAUCCAAAAUUAUCUAGAAGAAUAUGAUAUUCUAGAUAUGGAAAAAAAUCUGGAAAAAAAUCUGGAUAGAAAGUAUUUCAAUUGGAUGGGAAUGAAUGUAAAAAGGAAAAAGACUUCUAGACCGAAGGAUAAAUUCCUUAUUCCCGGAUUUUGGUUCUUUUCAAAAUUAAGCAAAUUAUAUUGUGCAUAUAAGAUGAAUCCUUGGAUCUUACCAAUAAAAUUCUUUGUUUUGCAGCUUGAUAAUUUAGAGUUAACAACGGAAGAAUACGUGAAUACAGUAGAUGAAGAUCUUAAAUCUGUCUCAUACUAUUAUAAAGGAUCAGAUUCUAAAUACAGGACCGAUCUAAAGGGAGAACGGGAUUUCUUACUAUCAAAAUAUUUGGGUUUUUAUUUGCACUGUGAUAGUUCCGACGAAGAAAUAGGAAUGGAUAAUACCAACUUAUUUUGUCUCCUGCUUAGAAUGAAAAAAUUCAACAAAAUUGUAAUAAUGUCGAUUAAAAAGCUAGAGCUAGAUAUAGAAAUGCUGGUUGAUUCAAGGACGAAGGAUUUUUGUUAUACAGAAUGUAGGGACACUGAGGACUUGAAGGAAAGGCUAAUCUUUUUUAUUGAACCUAUUCGCCUGCCUAGAAAAAAGCAUGAACAAUCUCUUCUAUAUCAAACCAUAAGACUACCGUUGAUUCAUAAGAGUAAGACGCGAAAAAGUUGGAGUUGGAAAAAGAAAAAAAGUCGUGUUGAUCAAAAGAUAACAGAAAAUAAAGAUAAAAAUCUUUAUGAUUUGUUUGUUCCUGAAAAUCUUUUGUCCACUAGACGCCGUAGAGAAUUGAGAAUUCUAACUUGUUUCAAUCCUAGGAAUAGAAAUACUGUGCAUAGAAAAACAAUAAAUGACAAUGAGAAUCAAAUAAAAAAUGUUUCUCAAGUUUUGACUAAAAAUAAAGAUCUUGAUAGCGAAACAAAAAAACUAAUGAAUUUUAAAUUAUUUCUUUGGCCAAAUUAUCGAUUAGAAGAUUUAGCUUGUAUAAACCGCUAUUGGUUUAAUACCCAUAAUGGAAGCCAUUUCAGUAUAUUAAGGAUACAUAUGUAUCCUCGAUUGAAAGAUUAAUUUAGAAUCUACAUUUAUCUUCUAUAUUAUCAUUAUCAUAAUAUUUUUUGUAACAUAUCUGAUAUGUGAAUAAAUAUAUAUAUAUAUA